Nezara viridula (southern green stink bug) is the source of this 740-nucleotide messenger RNA. NCBI's taxonomy places the organism in Eukaryota, Metazoa, Arthropoda, Insecta, Hemiptera, Pentatomidae. The record is from the annotation of a GenBank genome assembly.
GACCGCAACCAGAUAGCAGCACCUCCCAGGGGAAGGGAGGAGGGAGGAGGGAGGAAGGAAGCCUUCUCCAGAGUGGUCAUUCUGUGAUCUAGUGUCCGAGUGGCAAUAUGGAACCCAUCUCUGUGCCGAUCAACCACAGCAAAGAAGAGGAGGCGAUGAAGCCUAUCACAGAGAAGUCUGUAACAGAAGGAGAACAAAAGCUGGAAUGGGGUACUACCGCAAUGACUGAAUAUUUAUUUGCACCCUUCGUACAACCAUCAGGAGACAAAAGAAAACAAUGCUCUGAUUCAUCAAGCGAUGAUGACAGUGAGGGUGAUGAAGAGGAGAAAAAAAAUGAGGCAAAAUGGCUUCGCACACAUAGAGCCAAACGUUCUUCCCAAAAGGAAUGCUACGAUCCCCAAUUAGAAGUAUACAAGAAUACGUUGCUCAAAGAAAUUGAGGUGAAAGAAAAAAAGCUCAUAAUGAUCAUUUGGGGGAAGAAAAGAAAACAGAGAAUUUUUGUACCCCAGCUUAAGAGGGAACUGAAUGUAUUAAACAAAAUGUAUCAGAAGUUGUUCAAGUAAUAGUUGUCAAUCAUGUCUCACAAUUGCUUAUUUUAUUCCGACCAGCUGGUGAAUAAUUUUUAUUUCUUUAAAUUAUAUUUUAUUUAUUUUGUAAAUAUUUAUAUAAAUUUUAUGAGAUUUUUUUUUAUUAUUUUAAAUCAUUCUAAGUAUUCUAGUUUUUAAUCUAAGAACUGAAAU